AAUGUUGCAAUCUUUUUUUGUUGCAAGUUUUUUAGAACGUUCUUAUGUUUUUCAGCUAGAACAUUUUACGGUGGGCAGCAACAACCACCAUCAGAUCAUGGUGUGACGUCACUGCUACCACCACCACUACCUAAGCGUCCAUCUCCACCUCCUCGGUCUCCUCCUCCUCCUCCUGGUCCCAAAGCUGGAGCACCUUACGGUGGGCAGCAACAACCACCGUCAGAUCAUGGUGUGACGUCACUGCUACCACCACCACUACCUAAGCGUCCAUCUCCACAUCCUUGGUCUCCUCCUCCUCCUGGUCCCAAAGCUGGAGCACCUUACGGUGGGCAGCAACAACCACCGUCGGAUCAUGGUGUGACGUCACUGCUACCACCACCACCACCUAAGCCUCCAUCUCCACCUCCUCUGCCUCCACCACCGCCUUUCAUCAGCAGCAGCCGCCGCUCUGAGUACUAUGAUCUUCCUCCACCAUCUCCAGUCCUUGUGUCAGGCUUCUCCAAAAGCACCUUCACGUACGAGGAGCUAGCAAUAGCCACCAAUGGCUUCUCUGAGCCUAAUUUGUUAGGACAAGGCAGGUUCGGUUACGUGCACAAAGGUGUAUUACCUAGUGGGAAAGUAGUUGCUGUGAAACAUUUGAAAGUUGGGAGUGGUCAGAGAGAAAGAGAGUACCAGACAGAGGUUGAGAUCAUUAGCAGGGUUCACCACAGGCAUUUGGCGUCUCUUGUCGGUUAUUGCAUGGCCGGUGCCAAAAGAUUGCUUGUCUAUGAGUAUGUUCCUAACAACAAUCUCGAGUUUCACCUCCAUGGGAAGGGACGGCCUACAUUGGACUGGAGUACGAGACUGAAGAUUGCUCUCGGAUCUGCUAAAGGACUUUCGUAUCUUCAUGAAGAUUGUAUUCCUAAGAUCAUUCACCGUGAUAUCAAGGCGGCAAACAUACUGAUGGAUUUCAAAUUUGAAGCUAAGGUAGCUGACUUUGGUCUUGCAAAGAUUGCUUCUGAUACAAACACUCAUGUUUCUAGACGUGUGAUGGGGACCUUUGGGUACGUGGCUCCUGAAUACGCUGCAAGUGGGGACCUCACUGAGAAGUCUGACGUUUUCUCAUUUGGUGUUGUGCUUUUGGAGCUCAUAACAGGGCGUCCACCUGUUGAUGACAGCUUAGUUGACUGGGCACGCCCGUUGCUUAACAAAGCAUCUGAGGAAGGAGAGUUUGAGGGUUUGGUCGAUACGAAGAUGAAUAAUGAGUAUGACAUAGAGGAGAUGGCUCGUAUGGUUGUUUGUGCUGCGGCUUGUGUUCGCCAUUCAGCUUUCCGCAGACCUCGCAUGAGCCAGAUUGUGCGUGCGUUAGAGGGGAACGUAUCACUUUCAGAUAUUAACGAAGGGAUGAGACCGGGCCACAGCAAUGUAUGCAGCUCAUAUGGAGGAAGCACUGAUUAUGACUCGAGCCGGUACACUGAUGUCAUGAAGAAGAUUAGGAAAGUGGAACUUGGAACUCAAGGGUACAACAUGAGCGGGGAGUACAGUACUUCAAGCAGUGAGUAUGGACUGUACCCGUCUUGUUCGAGCAGUGAGGGGGAAACCACGCGCGAAAUGGAGACGGGGGAGAUUAAAAGAACCGGUCAAGGUUGUAGUACCCCCUCCUUUAAACCAUAGAGGAUUGUUUUUUUUUUUUUAAGAACUCUCUUAUAUAUAUAUUUUUUAACUGUAAUAGAAGAAGUUGCCUUAGUCUAAUUGAACCACAAGUUUCAAAUUGUUUUUCUUCUA
Molecule: messenger RNA, 1764 nt
Organism: Raphanus sativus (radish)
Lineage: Eukaryota; Viridiplantae; Streptophyta; Magnoliopsida; Brassicales; Brassicaceae
Product: proline-rich receptor-like protein kinase PERK1
Exons: 7
Biological process (GO): protein phosphorylation
Molecular function (GO): protein kinase activity; ATP binding
Source: RefSeq, a predicted model, not a curated record